This is a messenger RNA of Saccoglossus kowalevskii, 3870 nucleotides long. It is a transcript of the gene Uba1, whose product is annotated as ubiquitin-like modifier-activating enzyme 1. Gene Ontology annotation, biological process: DNA damage response; protein ubiquitination; ubiquitin-dependent protein catabolic process. Gene Ontology annotation, cellular component: cytoplasm; nucleus. Lineage: Eukaryota; Metazoa; Hemichordata; Enteropneusta; Harrimaniidae. Gene Ontology annotation, molecular function: ubiquitin activating enzyme activity. The record is from RefSeq and is marked validated.
UACAUAGCAGCGGCAUCAUCGUUAGUCCUACUUCGAUGUAAAUUUGAGUUAAAUUUUCUUCAAAAUCGUCCUAGACGUAGUAUAUUCUGAUUUAAUUCUCAUAGUGCUCUGCAUUCUAGAUGUCCAGUGUUUCUGAAGAUCAAAGUGACCAGUGCUCGUCCCCACCAACGAAGAAGUUGAAAAUACAAGAAGAAAACUCCACUACGGGUGCCAAGUGUUCAUCACACAACUCUGUCGCGCCUUCCCGAGACGUGAAGAUGUCUGCCAAUGGAACAGAUGAGAUUGAUGAAGGCCUGUAUUCAAGGCAAUUGUAUGUACUUGGCCAUGAUGCUAUGCGACGAAUGGGUGCUUCUAACAUCCUCAUUUCUGGUAUGAAAGGUCUUGGUGUUGAGAUUGCUAAGAAUGUUGUUCUAGGAGGAGUAAAAUCUGUAACUAUUCACGAUGAGGGAACGGCAGCGAUGACAGACCUCGCUUCCCAGUUUUUUUUGCGCAAAGAAGACAUUGGGAAAAAUCGGGCAGAAGUUACCCAACCUAGAUUAGCAGAACUUAACACCUAUGUACCAAUAACAUCUUAUACUGGACCCCUCUCUGAAGAUUAUGUUAGUAAAUUUCAGGUUGUUGUACUAACUAAUUCAUCCUUGGAAGCACAAAUCAAGAUUGGAGAUUACUGCCACUCAAAAGGGAUCCAACUUAUCAUUGUUGACACCAAAGGAUUGUUUGGUCAACUCUUUUGUGAUUUUGGAGAAAAUUUCAUAGUGAAUGAUGUAAAUGGGGAGCAACCAGUCAGCAAUAUGAUUGCAUCUGUUACCAAGGAUAAGGAUGGGGUAGUAACCUGUCUUGAUGAAGCCAGGCAUGGUUACGAGAGUGGAGAUUUUGUAACAUUUGCUGAAGUACAGGGUAUGAAAGAGCUGAAUGGCUGUGAACCAAGAGAAAUUAAAGUAUUGGGACCUUACACGUUCAGUAUUGGUGACACAACUGGUAUGUCUGAUUAUGUCAGAGGUGGUAUUGUGACUCAAGUCAAGAUGCCAAAAUCUCUCAAAUUUAAAUCACUGAAAGCUUCAUUGGCUGAGCCGGAAAUGAUGAUUACUGAUUUUGCCAAGUUUGACCGACCUGGGCAACUCCAUAUUGGUUUUCAAGCUUUGCACGAAUACAAGAAGAAAAAUGGAUGUCUGCCAAAGCCCAGAAGCAAGGAGGAUGCUGAAAAAUUUGUUGUGGCAAAAGAGAUAAAUGCAAAUGCACCAGCUGGAGCUAAACAAGACUCUAUAGAUGACAAAUUGUUAGGUCUGCUAGCUAUGAAUGCACAAGGGGAUGUUUGUCCAAUGCAGGCUGUAUUUGGUGGCAUUGCAGCACAGGAAGUCAUGAAGGCAUGUAGUGGUAAAUUCAACCCUAUAUACCAAUGGAUGUACUUUGAUGCCUUGGAAUGUCUACCUGAAAAUGAUGACCCAACCACUGAAGCAGAAUGCCAAUCAGNAAACAGCAGAUAUGCUCAAAUUGCUGUAUUUGGUAAGAAGUUUCAAGAAAAGAGAAAACAAAAAUAUUUCGUUGUUGGCGCUGGUGCUAUUGGUUGUGAAUUAUUGAAGAAUUUUGCUUUGAUGGGUUUGAGUGCCGGUGAAGGUGGUAUGCUGACGGUAACAGACAUGGAUAGCAUAGAAAAAUCCAAUCUCAAUAGACAGUUUCUAUUUAGACCAUGGGAUGUGCAGAAAAUGAAGUCUGAUACUGCUGCUGCAGCAGUGAAACAGAUGAAUCCAUCCAUGAAUAUUACUUCUUAUCAAGAUCGUGUUGGACCAGAAACUGAAAAUAUUUACAAUGAUGACUUCUUUGAAGCUUUAGAUGGAGUAGCUAAUGCGUUAGAUAACGUUGACGCAAGAAUGUAUAUGGAUCGUCGAUGUGUGUACUAUGGAAAAUCUCUAUUAGAAUCGGGUACCCUUGGGACUAAGGGUAAUGUGCAAGUUGUCCUACCAUAUGUCACAGAAUCCUACUCGUCUUCACAAGACCCGCCAGAAAAGUCAAUCCCAAUAUGUACAUUGAAGAAUUUCCCUAACGCUAUAGAACAUACUUUACAAUGGGCUAGAGAUGAAUUUGAAGGUCUUUUUAGAAAUCCUGCAGAGAAUGCUAAUCAAUAUUUAUCAGAUCCCAAGUUCAUGGAAAGAACAAUGAAACUUCCUGGCAUGCAACCAUUGGAGACAAUAAUUAGUAUAAAGAAAUCUUUAGUGGAUGACAGGCCUGCAAACUUUGAUGACUGUGUAGCCUGGGCUAGAAAUUAUUUUCAAGUUCAGUACAGCAAUCAAAUUAGACAGCUAUUGUUCAACUUUCCACCAGAUCAGGUGACUUCAUCCGGUGCCCCAUUCUGGUCAGGACCCAAAAGGUGUCCACAUGCACUUCAGUUUGAUCAAGACAAUUAAGUACAGUAUAACACGAAAUAGUUAUCAGCUGCAAAUUUGAAAGCAGAGUCGUAUGGCAUGAAAGGAAAUAAAGAUAAAGCUGUCAUUGCCGGAAUCUUGGCUAAAGUGAAGGUACCUGAAUUUGUGCCUAGGAGUGGUGUGAAGAUCGAAACAACUGAGGCAGAAGCCGCCCAAUCAUCAUCAGUGAUAGAUGAUGAUGUACACAUGGAUGAAGUGAGAAAAGCUCUAGCAUCUCCAAGUGAAUUCAAAGGAUUUAAAAUGAUUCCCUUGGAUUUUGAAAAGGAUGAUGACAGUAACUUCCACAUGGACUUCAUAGUGGCGGCAUCUAAUUUGAGAGCUGAGAAUUAUUCCAUUGAGAAGGCAGAUAGACACAAGAGUAAAUUGAUAGCUGGAAAGAUUAUUCCUGCUAUAGCUACCACCACCGCCGUCGUAUCUGGUCUGGUGUGUCUGGAAUUACUUAAAAUGGUUAUGGGAAAUAAAAAAUUAGAAACCUACAAAAAUGGAUUUAUCAAUCUUGCAUUGCCCUUCUUUGGUUUCUCAGAACCAUUAUCAGCACCCAAAACAAAGUACUAUGACAAAGAAUUCACAUUAUGGGACAGGUUUGAAUUACAAGGCAUGAGGAAUGGACAAGAAAUGACACUGAAAGAAUUCAUGGAUUAUUUCCAAAAUGAACAUAAACUUGAAAUUACUAUGCUAUCGCAAGGAGUCAGCAUGAUCUAUUCUUUCUUCAUGUCACCGGCUAAAGUCAAGGAACGAUUAGCAAUGAAAGUAUCUGAAGUUGUACAGAAAGUUUCCAAGAAGAAAAUCAAGCCACACGUGAAAGCUCUUGUGUUGGAACUGUGUUGUAAUGACACCGAAGGAGAAGACGUAGAAGUGCCCUACGUUAAAUACAACUUGUAUUAGUGUAUUACAUCUGAAGGAAGCAUAACCUACUUGUAUUUUUCCAGUGAUUCCAUUGUUACAUGGGUCAAAACAUGAUAUCUAGCGAUUUAUACCUGUCAGAUUUCACGGAUUAGCGCAUUUCAAAAAUUCAACCAGUAAUUUAUCUUUUACCCAGCUUUCAAUAUGCUACAAUGUUGCACAAACUCAGUAAUUAGACAAAUUUCGCCUCCAUUUGGUCUUGUAUAUUAUCUUUAUCGCAGUGACAUUCUCUGUCCAAUCCAAUAAAGGAUGCAGCAUUUCGUGAUCGAUUUGACCAUAUAUAACAUUAAGAAUAGUGGCAAUUUCCCCUCGGAUGCAUUGUUUUAUAUAUAUACACACACAGUUAAUGUGGGAAUGUAGGAAUUGCAUCUGUUUUCAUUGUAUAACUAAACUAAAUAAUACUUUGUAUUCUUUGCAAAUGUCUCAGAGGACAUUUCUAGAUGUUUAUUGUUACAUUGUUUUUCGUACUGCUGCUUUAAAGGGGUACCAUAUGUCAUCUAUGCAGCACUCUUGUCUGUUAUUCGGAUUAAAUCGUCAUGUUGCCAAA